AUGACGCUCGUUCACAUAGUCCUGUUCAAGUUUCGCGUGGAUGUUGGAGAGAAAGUCCGACAGGAAUUCCUCUCACAAAUCAAAACCCUCAAGACUUUGCCUUGCGUCAAGAGACAAAGACUCGUUGUCGGGGGACCCUCUAUUACUACCCCGAUCGAAAAGAGCAAGGGCUUUCAGUAUGCUCUGGUGAGCUAUCACGAGGACCGGGCAGCUUUGGCCGAGUACCAGGCGAGCAGUGAGCAUGAGAGAGUGACAAGUACCUACUUCAUCCCUUACAAGGAGGAUCUGGUUCGGUUUGACUUCGAGACUGAUCAAGAGGACGAGGCGCUGCUUGGAUUUUGA
Penicillium canescens is the source of this 342-nucleotide messenger RNA. RefSeq names its product Dabb family protein. NCBI's taxonomy places the organism in Eukaryota, Fungi, Ascomycota, Eurotiomycetes, Eurotiales, Aspergillaceae. The transcript has 3 exons. The record is from RefSeq and is a predicted model, not a curated record. The coding region runs from base 1 to 342 and encodes 113 amino acids.